Molecule: messenger RNA, 12007 nt
Organism: Stegodyphus dumicola
Lineage: Eukaryota; Metazoa; Arthropoda; Arachnida; Araneae; Eresidae
Source: RefSeq, a predicted model, not a curated record
CCCAUAUUGACUUUCCACUUCAUUCGCAGCGGCUUCCGAGUUCGCGGCUGUCUGGUGCUGUGUUGUGGAGGCUGCAACCCGAUAAGGAUACGUAUUAAGGAGCCUUUUUUUUCGCUCGGGGGUGGCAGUGGAAGAAGAUGCACCUUUAAUGGUUAUGGAGGCAUCGACCCUGAGUACCCCUCAGAGGAAGUACAACCCAGUUCCUGUGCAGAAGAGUUUGAGUCUCCCUUCGUAUGCAAGAGCUAGUGGCGAAGGUAUCGACCACAGGCUCAUAUUUGCAGCCCUUGAGCAGAAAGAGAAAGUCCGCAGGAAAAGCAGAAUCUUUGCUAGGGAGAAAACGGCUCGACAGAGUACUAUAUUCUGCUUGCCAAUAUCUUCUGGGGCCAAGUGCAAAGAAACUUCACUUAGUUCAGAUACCUCUUGUUCGUCAUUAGAGUACCAGAAACCGAAACCUGCGCUUAAAACCAAAAAGGAUAACCCUAAGGACUCUGAGACGACGCCUAAAAACGAACUUCCGGUAAACGAAAUUAUAAACGCCAAAACGAAUCGUAUCGAAACUAAACCGAGUCAAGAUUUGGUCGGUAAAGAUGAACCGACAAAAAAUGAACUCAGCAAUUCGCUAAAAGAGCAAGAUCAACGUAAAGGCUAUCGCAGUGCCGUCGAUCACUUGAGGCCUAAUGUCGGCAGUAGUGAUAGCAUGGAACGUUCCUCGCGCAGUUCUAGCGAUAGCCUUAGUCGAAAGGAACGGCUGGUCGCUAUUAAAGCCAGGGUUGAGGCAGCCAGAGAAAAGUACGGGGAUACGUCUUCUGAAGAAGAAACUCGAACAUCCAUUACGAGGUACAACUCUGACGGAGUUAUCCAUAGGACUGUUCGAGAGGUGAAAUCAAAGUCAUCUCGCAUGGAAAAACGAAUUCGUCGUAGAUCCCAUGGUUCUCAAGAUCAAUGGCCCUCGGGAUCAAGCAAAAGGGCUCACAGAAAACAAAAUUUAAGUCUCUGUAUAAAUUCUCCAGAUGACGGCGUCAAAACUCCAAGUGGAUCAUUAGAUAUCAAUAAUGAUUUCAGUAAUUUGGAAUGCAAAACAGAUUUCUGCCCUUCUCCUAAUUUUCCCGAUUUGAAGAAGAAUUAUUAUUUUAGUGAUUUUCCAAGCAAAGAAAAUGCGGCCCGCAUUGUUCAAACGCGUAUAAAGCAUAUUGAAGAGGAAGAGAGAAAACGCAGAAGUGGUUCCGAUUUUCGCGAGAAAACAAAGUUGUCUCCUCGUCAGAGCCCACAAAAUGUGGAUACAUCUAGCCCCUUUUCAACAAUAAAUAGAAAUCAGCCUUUUAACCAAAAUUCCAGCAGCUACAACAUGGACAGAAAUACUCACACUGAUGUAGUAAAGAGCUCAUCUCCAGUCCCCAAAUCUCCUCAGCCACCAACACCUCCACCUCGAUCUCCUAAGUCAAUGACAUUUGUUAAUAAAGCUUUCAUACAACACCAAAAUGUAACUUAUUUCGGUCACGAAAAUAAUAGUUUAGAAAGAAAGGUGUUUUUCCAACCAAAUAUUUCAGCAGUGUCACAUACUCGACUUCUGGACAGAGUUAAUUCUAAGAGUGAAGCUGUCAUUAAUGACCCCAAGUCUGUAAAUGAGAUGCUCAGUGAGACAUCUGAAAAGCAGAAAAUAAGAGAACUAUUAAGUUCCCGAAGGAAAACCUGUGGAAACUUUGAUUUUGUUGACACGAGUCUUCUAAACGAUUUAAGCCCUUCUCGUGGAACCACUGCUGUAUCCAAACCAGUCUUAAUGGUUUCUAAAAACAUUGUCCCUCCUGCCGUUCCAAUAAGAUGCAUGGAAAAUAAAGGAUAUUUUUCCAGCUCUGAGACUCCUCAUCCAGCAUCUGAAAGCAUUAAAAAUAAAUUAUUAGCAAAUAAAUGGGACGAAAAUGAGAAGAGACGUGAAUUCAUGUUUAAUAGUCUUGAAAGUAAGAAGAAGAAUCCUUAUUCCUGGCUGAGAUGGCAAACUCCGCCGAAAAAUGAAAUUUGCUUUUGCCGCCUAAUUUCUGGAGAAAAAUUUUCUUGUACUUGUCAUCCCGCUGAAUGUAAAGAUAAUGAUAAAAUAUAUGUCAACACUAAUUUUCUUUAUUUCCAAAAUUCUUCCAAAAUUACGAAUUCAAAAGAAAUUUCUUCACUUUCUACUCAUUGUCCUAAGAGUAGGCUUAGUAAAUCCGAACUCAAUAUUGCAAUGGUUGAAAAGUCUAAUCCUACCGUACAAGACAUAAAAAUAGAUGAAUCUAGUUCGCUGCAUAGUUCAAAGAAAAGUUUGCUAUGCCUAAAAGACAAUUCUACUUCUGUUUGCCCCUCUAACUCAGCGUCUGCAACAGCAAAUUUGGAUAGUGCUAUGGAAGAAUUAGAAAGUGUAUACAGAAGUCUAAAAUUUAGCAGCGAUAAUUUAUCAGAAAGAAAUAGUAUAUCAAAUGUUUCUGAUGAAGAAGGCAUGAAAAAGUCGUCUAAACCUUCUUGUGAAGCAGAGUUAAAGGUAUCAUUUCAUAACAACGAUGAUUUAUUGUCGCAGUCAUCUAAAAACCCAAAUGAUAAAUUGUAUCCACAGUAUAACAAGUCGUUUACUGAACUGAAACGAGACGAGUCUCAGCUUAUCUCGAAAAACAGAGAUUUUAGCAGUAACACUUUCAGCAUCGAUGAAUUGUUUAACGAUUUGACCAGGCAAUUAGACAUAGAGCAGAAACUGUUGAAGGAAUCACGUGAUGGUAAGAAUCAAAACCAGUCUAACAACAGUCAGGUGAAAAAAUGCAAAAGUUUCAAACAUAAAAUUCGCCCAUCGCCUCUCGAAUCUAUAGUAAGCAUUAGGAAAGAAAUUUAUGACAACUUGCAAAAGAGCAGCGUUCAUCAGAGUCAGAAUCUUUGUCUUGGUGUUAAAAAUAAUGAUACUCAUGAAGAGGCUCAAGCUGCGCUGGCCAAAAAGAAAUAUAAAGCAGUUAGAUCGUUGUCAGCUAAUAUUUCGUAUUUGAUGGCAACAGCGAAUUCGGAUUCUGUUGGGUCUACUAGAACCAAUUCGUUAGUAAAUUCCGAACUAGCUAUUGUCAAAGGAGAAACGAAUUCUGUUGAAAACUCUCCUUCUAAUCAUUACGAACAUCCUGGCCUUGAGCCACCCAAGACUGAAAUUAAAUCUAUUCCUUUUCCAUCAUCUCGAAUGCCAACGAGUAAAACUGGCUGCUCUGAAGCGCAAAACCAAAAAACAGAUGAAAUUAGACAUAUUAGAGUUUCUAUGGAUUCGAGUGUGUCUCAUUCACCCCCCAUUAUUAAGAAUUCGCUUGUCGAAACAAAGCAAUAUCCUCGUCUCAGUUCAGCAAUCUCUGGUUCUCAGACUUCUCCCAAACUGGGUGUUCCUAAACGUGUGCCUCGUGAUAUCACCUCCUCUAGCUCAGUCGCCAAAGAAACUAUUGAUAUCUUGGAUGAAAGUGGUUUCGAAAAACUUUUGAAUACCCUUCUAAAUGAAGUUCCGGAGCCCAAACAAUCUAGUCUACUGCGGUCAAAAGAAAGAGGGCCAGCGACUCCACCUCCUGUUGCCGCAGAUAAAUUUGAAAAUGUGAAAUUUAAUAGAAAUUUGCCGUCUUCAAAAAUGGAUGUGUAUGUGGCUACAAAAGCUAAGAAUGAUGUUUCCAAUUCAAAAUGUAGCCCUAGAAAUUUAAGACCUGAAGAAAAUGCUCAGAAAUUCAACACUGAUUUACGCCAAAAUAACAAUGCUCAUGGAAAUAACACAUCAUUCAUACCAGUGUUUACCAAAAAGGCAGAUAUGUGCCAUAAUUUCUCUAGGAAAACAGGAGCUGUGAAUAGAGAUGGACCAAAAGAAACAGAUGAACAAAUUAAAAAUACUUUUGCUAAAAAUUCUCCUGAGAGGAAAAAUAGUGCUAUAGAACACAUUGAUAAAGUACCAGUGAAACAUUUUAAAACUCAUAUGAGAAGGCGUUCUGUAGGAUUUGAAGAUAUGACUUCUUUAAAUAUUCGCUAUGGCCAUAAUUUUGCAAAUGAUAACAGGUUUAAUCAUAUAGAGAAAAGCUGCAAUUUUACUUCAAGAUCUGGUCCAUUACGAACUACUUUUGUGGCAUCAGAAAAUGACAUUGAUAUUUCUCACGAAGAACGAAAUAAAGGUGGAAGCAGCUGUUCACCUACAAGGAAUGAAAAUGUACAGCUGGCACAUUCAGAAAAUGAAAAUGAUCCUUUACAUCAGAGAAAUGCUAAGCCAUACAAAGAUAAAAGCUCCAAAAGGAAAUCUAGUCUAAAUAGAAUAGAUUUUAUUAAUUUUUCUCCAUCUUCUGGAGGAAAUGCGUAUUACCAGCAAGAAAAUAUUCAAAAUAAAAGAAGUUCGUCUGAUGAACAGAGUGAGACAAAGUCACUUCGGCCAAAUGCAGAGUUCCUAUCUAGUGCAAGUAAAAGAAAACAUAAUUCUUCAUGUACAGCAGCAAAAGCAAUGGAGAGGAAAGUCAAUGAGGGUGCUCUCCCAAACAGCGUGAUGGCUAACAGUAAGGCAAAUUUAUUGCCGAAAACACUUCAGGACAAUCGUGCUAAAUUUUGGCAGCAUAGGUGGAAUCAUUCAGCAUCUCUUCAUUUAAAGAAGAUUUCAUAUUCAGCUGAUGAGCUAGAAACAUUGGCAGAUUUUCCAAAAGUACCUGUCAACACCGUUUCCCUUUCUGCUCAAGAACUUGAUGUUCCUGAAUGUUUGAGCUUGAAUAAUAAGGAACACAUUUUUAAAAGUUCACAAAAACUCUUAUCCUACAAAAUAUCAAAGAAUAAUGAUUGUAAUGCCGAUACUAGUCAAAACAGCUCUGGGAAACAAACAGUUACUGAGUAUGUUAUUCAUGUUUUACCACAUGAGAGAAUUUCUCCUACGGUAGUUGAAAGUGAAAUUAAUUUUGACAGCACAUCUCAGGAAAAGGAAAGCCUAAGCAUUAAUUCUAAAAUUCAGCAAAUGUCGAAUGAAAUAAGUUGUACUUUUCAAAAUUCUGAUUCACAUGAAAAUGUUGAAGUCAAAGAUAAAGAAAGUGGAAGCUGUGAACUUGAUGACUCAGAAUUGACAAAGAAUACAAUUAAAAUGGAAAAUCUUGAAAUUUCCACAGAAAAGACUUUUGUAGGUUAUGAACCUCAUAGUCCUUCAGAUGAUAGUGGUUCUGAUGGAGAGAAACGUCCAAGCUCUAUUUUACGAAAGAAAUCCUCUGAAGAGAAAAAGGAACUCCAUGGAAUUCUUAAGCUGCCAACAGAUGAUAAGCUGUCAAAAACUCCUCCUUCUAUUCUUAAACACAGGGAGAGUUCAGAAGAAAAAGAUGUAUGGCCGCAGACAGAUCUUCAUUCCAUUUUGAAAAAGUCAACCAGUGAAGAUGAAAGUUGCAACAGUGGCCCUGACAUCCGUCCCAUUCUGAAAGUAAGUACUGAUGAAGAAUCUCCUGUAGGAUCUGUAAGACCCCGUCCGAUCCUUAAAAAACGAACUAGUUUCAGUGAUGAAUGUUCAUAUGCUAGUUUUCCAAGUGGUGAAUUAAAACCAAUUUUAAAAAAGAAAACUCCACUUGCUUUAGAAGAACAGCCUCGACCAAUCCUUAAAAGUAGACGAAAAAGUGAAGAUACUCGUUCUACAUCAGAAUUAAUUACUAGCCGUCCUAGAGCGUAUUCUGCUGACAUGGGAGUCAAGUCUAACCAUGAAGCUCGAUUUGAUGGCUUGGAAUUGAAGAAAGACGAUUUCACAAAGCAUGACUACCAUGAUUUAUAACAUACUCUGAUUUUUUUACUAUUUUAGACUGCUACUUUUGAGAUUAUGUACAUUUUUUAAAAGUAAUUCGUGUACAUAUUUUUUCAGGCUUUUAUAUUUAAAGUUUAUUGUAAUAUAUUGCUGUAUAAUUUCAGUUUUAGAGUAUUUAAAAUGCAGAUUAGAUGUAAUAUAAGUGCAUUGGAAUUUUGUGCUUUGUUAGUUGUAUAUUAUAGUUUAGAUGUAAUAAAUUUAUUAAAAUUAAUUAAUGAAAACUAUUCACAAAUUAUUGAUUAAAAAAUAUUGCAUUUGUGCUUGAAGAUGAGUUUUAUAAUAUCAAUCAUCUAGAUUUAUUUAAUUAGGAAAUUAUAUAAAUUGUGUGUGCUAGAAAAGUUUAAAAUUUUAUUAAAAUACAUAUGGAAAGCCUUCCUGUAAAGUUAGAAUGUUUUUAUUAUGUAUGUUGUCUUCAUAACUUACCAUAAGAAUCAGUCAAAUAUUUUAAUGGAUAUUUGCUCAAUUUCUGAAAGAUGUGUUAUCAACUUUAUUUAGGAUUCAGUAUAUAUGAAAGUAACAUAAUUUUCUGAAUCCAGUUACUGUAGAAUUCUUUCCCCUCAGACUUCCGUCAAUUUAAAUUUGAGUUACUUUGCUAUUGUGAGUACUGAUAUUGACUUCUGUAUAUUCAUAUUUUUGCACUUAAAUACCAGUUCCUUUAUUUUCCAGCCUUAUUGUAUUGAGAGAACAAAAUAUAAGCAGUGUUGGUUUAAAGUGGUUUUAUUACAUAUUGUGGAAGAUAAUUUGGUACUUAGUAUUAUAGCAAGCACCUUAAUAGAAAUUACCGAAGUUUCAGAAUGUGCCAAUCAUGCAAUUCAGUUUUAACAACCAGCAUCGCAAUAUUUAUAUUCAUUCUUUUUAUUUUUUUAUCUUAAACUGAAUUGAAAAAUAUGUGUUUACCUGAACUGAAAGAAACUGCAGUAAAAUUUCUGCAGGAAUAUGGUAUUUUGGUGAAAAUUGCUAAAGGGAACUAUUGCUUAGAAUCUUUUCUUAAAAUAAUCACGAUAAAAUUUUUACUAGAACAUAAGAAACAAAAGCUUGCCUGUAAGUAGGUUUAUUGAUUAUUAUUUUGGGAUAAAGACCUAGUACAAGAUGAAGUAUGUCUAUAAUAAUAUAUUUAUAUGUAAUAAAUAACUUUUUGCAAUUAUAAGUCAUUAUUGUUCUUCUGUAAAUUUGUGAAACUGCUCCAAGUUGCACUAAUACGUAAGUACCGAUCAUUUCAAAAUAAGUGGAUGUUAAACAGUAAUGAAUUGUAGUUUAACGUUCUGGCUGGCAUCACUUUUUAGAGUAACUUAUGAAGAGCUGUUUUUACUGAACAUUUUUUAUCUAGAUUUAUAUAAUUACUAAUUUUACUCUUUCUUUUUGUAACCUUCCAUUCAUUAGAAUGGUGUCUAGAUACAUUAAAGAAAAUAAAAAUUUAAAAAAAAAUUGGGAGAACAAGAUAAUACAUACUCGUAACAAAUUUUAUUACAAAAUAAAAGUAGUCAUGCUCUUCGAGGGUUUAAAGCAUUAAGCUGGCAGUUUGAAUUUGUUUUCCGUGUUAUAAUCAUUUUGUAAAUUUUGCUUUCUAAAUUAGCAUUUUUAUUAUCAUUAGGUGUAAUAAUUUUUAAAACAUGCUUUUAAAUACUUUAAGAUGUGUGAAUCAUUAAGUGGAAUGGAGAAAACUUUGUACAUAACCAGUACAUUUGAACCCUGUGGAUUUGUAAAAUAAAGUAUGUUUUACAAAUGCUGGUCAAAUUCAUAAUCACUUACUCCUAAAAAUAAUUAAUAAUUUUAUUUUAAGAUGAAAUAUUUUCAAAAAUUUCUUUGGAAAUUAUGAUAGUUCUGAGAUAAGUUGAUGUUCUCCACAUAAAUAGAAAAAUAUAUAUAUAUAUAUAUAUAUAUUACUAUAUCAGUUAAUUUGAGAUGCAAAAAUAAAUAUUUCUUUGGUUAAAAAAGACUGAGCAAAGUUACUGUUAAAAAAUUAAGUCAUGUUUAAGUUUUUAAAAGUCUUAAACACAGAUAUUGUAUGUACUGGUAUUUUUGAAGAUUUGGUUAUAUAGGUUAGACUGAGUAGUAAAUUAUGAAAUUAUAUGAAAGAAGAAAAGUAGUUUGUGUUCCUGAAGCGGUUGGACAUUCCUAGGUUAAAUGAAUAUGUGUACAGUUUCUUAAUUUGCUUGAGAAAAUAUGUAUAUUCCAUUUAAGGUAGAAGGAUUUAUUUAUACAAGUAAUAAAGUGGCAAAUAUCAGCUAAUGAGUUUUAAGAAUUUGUUUAAAAUUGAAUAAAUUAUUUUCCUACCAGUAUAUCAUGCCAAAAUAAAUACAUUUUAAUUAAACUUAUUUAAAUUGGGUAAACCUUGUUCCUGUUUUGCUUGAAAUUAAAUUAUACUCAAAUUCCCAUCAUUUAUGCAACUUUAGGUUUUGUUUCUUAUAUAUUUUGAAUAAUUUUAUUGUUAUUUUUAUGUAUGCUUUCUAGGUUAUUAAGGGGAUUUUCUGGUUUUAAUUAUGUUCUAUGACAGUGAUCAUCAAACUCAAAAAGCAUAUGAGCUACUGUAAAACUUUAAUUAUUUUGUGAGCUGUGUAUUUUAAAUAUUUUUUAACAUUUUGCAUAUUAUUACUAGCUGGGAUUACAUGUUUAGGUGCAUUAUGCAUAAAUGUGAACUUCAGAAAAAAAAUAAAUAAAUAAAAAUAUACUAAUCUGCAUAAAUGAAUUAAUAUAAACAACCAAAAAAAUGUACACAGUAGUUAAAAAAAUGAAAAUCUGAGUAAAUUAAUUUGAAAUUGCAGAGACUUAAAAAUUCACAUUUAUUUUUACUAUUUUUCUAAUUUUAGGGGGUUAAAGCUUAAUUUCUCCGAUUUAUGUCAGUAUUUACCUUCCCUUGAAUCUAUCCAUCAAGAUGUUUAUCUGCAACCUGUAUUCAACAUUUGUUUUAAAUUGAUGAUUUAUUUUAAAACAAAGAUUUGUGAACUAGGUUGUUUGAACCAGAAAUGGAAGGCUAUACAGAUUCUGCAAAUGAAAUGACAUUCUGUAGUGAUGAAUUAUAUCGAGAAUUGGUCACCUGUAAGCAGCUGUGCUUUUGAAAAUAUUGUAUAGUAACUAUCAUUCAGUUUUUCAGUGAUAGUAUGUAUAAAGGAAGCUGAUAAAAACUACUGUGUUAGUUUUUGUUAACAGCUAGACUGUUCUUGCAAGCUUGAAGGUAUUUGAAUAUAACUUCAUCUCUUUUAAGUUUUACAAUAAGUUUCUUUUUUUUUUUUCAGUUCAUCUAUCGAAAUGAGAAAAUAUUUGACUCUUACUAUUUUGCCCUGGAAAUUGCCUGUAUGUUUGGAAGAAUUUUUUCUUUUUUUUUCUGAAGUUGAUUAUUUAGUUUGUUGAUUUUUUGUAUGGUAUCCACACGAAAAGCAAAUUCUGUUUAUUGUGGAGAGUUUUUUUUUUUUUUUUUUUUUUUUAAAUGUUCUUUAGUAGUCCUUUACUAACCAAUGCAUUUUUGAAUUCAGGAACUUUCCUCACUGGCAACAAAUAUCAUAUGUCAGGACUUUAAACUAGCAUCUAUGAAGAACUUUAGUUUUAUUUGUAAAUUGGUUUAACAGUGUAUUUCCUUAAUUCAUGAAAUUUUCAAUAGUUUGUGCAUACUACCUGCUGACAAAAAAAAAAGUCCUGUGAAUGAAUUAUGAAGCUAUGAAUGAUAAAAAAUGAGUGAAUGAAACCAUGAAUAAUAAAAAAAUGCUAUGACUGAAUUAUAAUAUGAAUAAAAGCAUAGAAAUACUUCCAAAUUCUGGCAUAAAGGGCAAGAGAACAUGGAACAUUAUUCCAUUUUAUCUUCAUUGCCCUUUAUGCCAGAAUAUUGUUAUUGGUUGUGAUACUCACUUGUUUUUGAAUAGGUAUGUUUUCAACAAAAAUAAAUAUUUUGGUCUUGAAUAAAUGGCACCCCUUACAGUGCAGUUUUCAGCUGAAUAAUUUUAAAUGCAUUUCUAUCAACUAUGAUAUCUGUAAGAUACAAUUAAAACCUGAUAGGAACAGCUUAAUUUUUAUUUGUACAUUAUAGAAGGGGGAUACAUUAUAGGAUAACUUAAAUGAUUUUUUGCAUUCCCUUAAAGCCAUAUUUUUUUAAAGUUAUUCCUGAAUGAAUUGGUAUGUAAUAUAUUUAAACUAUUCAUCUUUUUUGGGCAAGGGCUAAUAUUUCUCUAAAGGGAGGAAAAUAUUAAAAAUUCUGCCAUGGGCUGUCCUUUGCUUCUGAUCAACUGUUUGGCAAUCACUGUCUUAGAGCAUCAAGCAUAAUACUAUUCUUUAAGCUCAGAAGAUAAUUUUAAUUAGUGUCAGCAUUUCAGUAAGAUACUCCUGUUGAAAUUAAAUGUAUAGUGUAUAGAUAGAUAGAUCUAUUGUAUUGUUGCCUUUUUAAAUGCAGUUGUCACCAGUGUGCUGCUGAUUUUUUUUAAUGAAGCUAUUUCAGCCUCUUGUUUUACACUGUCUUUUUUACAAUCCCAAACUUCAUGUAAUUUUUCAAAUAUACAUCUUAGUUAUAAAAAAUAUACAGUUCUUAGCUGUAAGAAAAUUUUCUGUGAAUUUUCAGUGUGACAAGGUUGAUAUGCAAGAAUUAUGCAAAAUAGAAGUAAUGCAUGAAAAUAGUAUUUCUUUGUUGUCGUGAAUUUAUUUCAAUUAAGUAAAUUCAGACCGUUUAAUUAUAUAUUUAAAUCUUUUAAAAAUGAAAUUACGAAGAAAUAAAUUACCUUGUAAAAAUGUUGAUUCUUUGUGUUCAUUGCUAAAGCUGCAUGUAAUAACAUACAAUGUUUUUAAUGAUAUUAAGAAAAAACUUACAAGGUUAUGUGUAAUUUUAUGUUCUUGCUAGCUGAGUGCUUCAAACUGAAUUGUAUUGGGUCUGAUUUCUUUUAAAGAUUUGUGGUUGUGUAUGUAGCUAUUUGGCAGUGUUACAUAACUUCUGUACCCAUUUUAUGUAUUUCUGCAGUGUUACAUAACUUCUGUGCCCAUUUUAUGUAUUUCUGUAAAAAAAGGUAUGUUUCAUUAUAAACAUAUCAUAUGAGAUUAUAAAUAGGAACAUGAGAUUAUUUAACAAUCUUUUUUUUUUUUUUGGUUUUUUUUGUUUUUUGUUUGUUUGUUUGUUUGUGUGUGUGUGUAAUUUAUAUGUUAAUGCGGACUAUAGUAGACUCCCAUAUUCAAACCAAUGCCACCAGGAGUGAUUUGGAUAUGAGAAAAAUGCAAAUACAAAAGAGUAAUAUUUUAAAAACAAAACUGUAGCAUAUGUGUACCUACUAUAUAUAAGAAAAGCUUUAUUUGAUUUUGGCAUUUAUUUUUGACAAAUACAAGCAUUUUUUAAAAUACUGUGGCAAAAUUGUUUGUUGUCUCAAUCCAUAGACGAGCUGCUACAUCAUGCCAGUGUCUCAUCUUUGUCACAUCACAUCCGUAAAUUGUGCUGUUCGUCAAAUUUUAAGACAACCUAAACAAAAUAAAUAAAUAAAUAAAAUGAAAAUAUAUAUACUUUAUUAAAACUUUGAAAAGAAAAAUUUAAUGCUUACUUCUAAUACUUAAAAUGUUACCUUCAAAGACAUGGGUUUCACUUGAGAACAUUCUUAUUUAGCAUCACAGCUUUUAUUCUGCUCCUUUUUAUUUACAAGAUUUGCUUAUCCAUGAUUUCAUAAUUUGCAUCAUUGUUUAUCUCUGUGUGUCUUCUCUUUUGGUAGUUCUGUUACACUUCGAAACUUCUCAUGUAAAUUUAUCGAAUUAAUCCGUAAAACUUCUUCAGAUUUUUCAGAAAGCUUUUUCACUGGGGUAAUUCUGUCAUUCAUCAAAGAAAUUCUAAUGUUAAACUCCUCAACUGUAUUCCUCAUUAAGUCACUUCCUCAUUAAUUCUUAUGAUUGAAAUAAUUAAUUUUUUCAAUGAAGAUUACCGCACAUUUUCUUUUUAUCAACAUUUUAGCAUAAGGAAACUAUAAUAUUUUUUUGAGCUAGGAAGAUACAAGCGCCAAAGAAAAGUGCUAUGAAUCAGGAAUGCAUGCAUGCUUAUUGAAUGACUGAAAAUGUAUCCACACAGAGAGUAAUAAAGGCUGUCAUACACGUAGAGAUGGUUAAAGACAUUAUGAAAACUGUAAUGUGUAAUAAAUUUUGAAAUUUUCUAUGUGUCUUUGGUCAGUCUAGAUAUGAGAAUGUCUGUUAUUUGUUUUUAUUAAAUUAUCAGAGUAUUACCAUCUUGAAAAUUAACCAAUCUUAUAGUUAAAUAAAAAGGAACUUUUGGAAUACUGA